Messenger RNA from Dendrobium catenatum, 2223 nucleotides. Its product is annotated as heat shock 70 kDa protein 8. Gene Ontology annotation, molecular function: ATP-dependent protein folding chaperone; ATP binding; misfolded protein binding. The record is from RefSeq and is a predicted model, not a curated record. Gene Ontology annotation, cellular component: cytoplasm. The coding region runs from base 60 to 1781 and encodes 573 amino acids. Gene Ontology annotation, biological process: cellular response to unfolded protein; protein refolding. Lineage: Eukaryota; Viridiplantae; Streptophyta; Magnoliopsida; Asparagales; Orchidaceae. The transcript has 2 exons.
UCUAUCGAAACCCCCCGAAGUACUUGCACAUAGCUUAUCGAGCAAACCGAGUUCUCAGGAUGGCUGACCAAACCUACACCGUUGCAUCUGAUGGUGAAAGUGCCGAGGACAUUUCUAAACUGAUUCCUACUGAAAUUGCAAUUGGUAUGGAUAUUGGGACAUCUAAAUGCAGUGUUGCCAUCUGGAAUGGCUCAAGAGUAGAACUGCUUCGAAACACAAGAAACCAAAAGUUGAUUCGUUCAUAUGUCUUAUUCAAGAAUGAAAUGCUGCCUUCAGGAGGAGUGAGCACUGAAGUUCCUCAUGGUGAUCCAGAAAUUUUAUCUGGAAGUGCAGUUUUUAACAUGAAACGGCUAAUAGGAAGAAUCGAUACCGAUCCAGUGGUUCAUGCUUGCAAAACUCUUCCUUUUAUGGUACAAACUUUGGGUAUUGGUGUUAGGCCAUUCAUUGCUGCUCUGGUAAAUAACGUUUGGAGGUCCACCACACCCGAGGAAGUGCUUGCAAUCUUUCUAGUCGAGUUAAAAGCAAUGGCAGAACUGCAGCUAAAGAGGCCAAUACAAAAUGCGGUUCUUACUGUUCCAGUCUCAUUUAACAGAUUUCAACUGGCUAGAAUUGAGCGCGCCUGUGCCAUGGCAGGCAUAAAUGUCUUCAGGCUGAUGCCAGAGCCUACUGCUGUGGCCCUUCUAUAUGCACAGCAGCAGCAGCAAUCCAUGCAUGAAAACAUGGGAAGUGGCAUUGAAAAAGUUGCACUUAUAUUUAGUAUGGGCGCUGGGUAUUGUGAUAUUGCUAUAACUGCAACAGCAGGUGGAGUCUCCCAGAUCAAGGCAUUGCUGGGAAUUCCUCUAGGUGGAGAAGAUCUGCUUCAAAAUAUCCUGCGAUAUCUUUUGCCAGAUUUUGAGAGAAUCUGCUCCAGUCACAGCUUGAAAAAUAUCAAGUCAAUGGCAUUGCUUAGAAUUGCAGCCCAAAACGCAAUCCAUAAACUUUCCUCGCAAAAUAGCGUCGAAAUCAAUGUGGAUUUGGGCGACGGGAGAAAAAUAUCUAGAUCAUUGACCCGCGCAGAAUUCGAAGGAGUGAAUGAUGAGGUAUUUAUUGAAUGUGAGAAGCUGAUAUCUCAAUGCUUACUGGAUGCCAAGGUGACUGCAGAAGACUUAAAUGAUGUAAUAUUAGUUGGUGGAUGUUCAAGCAUUCCUAAGAUCCGAAGCCUGGUGCUUCGUUUGUGCAAGAAAGGAGAUUCAUACAAGGGAAUUGACUCUCUAGAAGCUGCUGUACAUGGCGCUGCUUUGGAGGGAGCCAUUGCUUCUGGAAUAAAUAACUCGUCAGGUAGCUUGGACUUGCUAACCAUUCAAGCCACUCCCCUGAGCCUUGGUAUUCGCGUAGAUGGAGAUGGAUUUGCACCUAUUAUUCAUAGGAACACAGCAGUUCCUUCCAGGAAGGAAAUGCUCUUCACUACUGCUCAUGACAACCAGACUGAGGCCCUUAUUGUUGUAUAUGAAGGGGAGAGCAAGAAGGCUGGGGAGAACAAUAUAUUGGGUUACUUCAAGAUCACUGGGAUCCCUUCUGCUCCCAAGGGCUCUGCGGAGAUCUGUGUUUGCAUGGAUAUCGAUGCUUCGAAUGUUCUGAGAGUUUAUGCGGGCGCAUUUUUGCUUGGGACACAAGAAGCUGUUUCGCCUUUCGUCGAGGUGAGGAUGCCAACGGUAGAUGACGGGCAUGGCUGGUGCGGGCAAGCUCUGGUUAAGAUGUAUGGAUCUACAAUGGACUUGGCUACUAUACCGAAGAAAGUGUAGCAUUGAGGUACUAAAUUUACAUACAUAUCAUCUUAUAUUACUCUAUUUAUAUAUUUAACCUCUAAAAUUUUAAUAUUACAUACAUACCACCUAUAGUUCAUUUUCAUAUUGAAAUAGAGUGGUGUAUUUGAUAUUAAAAUAAUAUAUGAUAGUAUGUAUGUAAUAUUAAAAUUUUAGAUAUUAGAUAUAUAAAUAGGAUAGUAUAAAGUGAUAUGUAUUUAAAUUUUUCAUAAUUUCUCUUAUUUAAGACUAGUCUAUUUAGGUGAAAGCUAUGUUGAUUACUACUACUAAAGUUUGGUUUUCUUCUACAUGUCAAACAGUUAAGGGAGCUUCAGUGGAAUGUUUGUGCUGUGUCGUGUUCGUAAAAAUAUCAAAGAGAACUUGUUCUGUUACUUGCACUGUAUUGAAAAUUACAACCUCAUGCUUAGAGUUUGAAGGUUUA